Molecule: messenger RNA, 3997 nt
Organism: Osmerus eperlanus (European smelt)
Lineage: Eukaryota; Metazoa; Chordata; Actinopteri; Osmeriformes; Osmeridae
Gene: slc22a3
Product: solute carrier family 22 member 3
Exons: 12
Coding region: 176-1843 (555 amino acids)
Biological process (GO): transmembrane transport
Cellular component (GO): membrane
Molecular function (GO): transmembrane transporter activity
Source: RefSeq, a predicted model, not a curated record
CAACAAGGUAAACCGUGUAGCCUAUUACAAGGUUAGCUUUCUCUUGGACCAACGACUUUUUAUUUGAGGCUUGGACUUUGACCAACCCACUCGCCACAACCGAGGUGAAAUCAGAUGUAGCAUAGCUAUAUAGACUAUACAAGAUAUCGAUGUGACAUGAUGAGUUGGUGGGGACAUGGUUAAAAGAGUUGAAGCAAUGCUAAAUGUAGAUGAACUGCUCGGCUGCAUCGGAGACUUCGGACCCUAUCAAAAGCGGAUCACAGUACUUGGAUCCCUCCCUGUGUUACUUUUUGCUUUCGUGCUGGUCGGCGUCGUGUUCCUCGGAUACACUCCAGAUCACUGGUGUCGGUCUCCUGGAAUAGAUGACAUUCAGGAGGAAUGUGGAUUGACAGAGAGCCAGCUGAAGGAACUGACCGUGCCCCGCAAGGAGGGGUCAGGCGACCUCAGACGCUGCCAGAGGUUUGCGGUGGACUGGAACAACUGCAGUGACCUUAGCCGAUGGCACUUAACGACACAUUUCAACCAGACUGUUUCAUGCGACAGUGGAUGGGUCUUUAAUGCGACCCGCAAUACGAUUGUUUCCGAGUUUUCUUUAGUUUGUGAGGAUUCAUGGCUCAUUGGUCUGGCCCAAGUAUUCCUUGCUGCAGGUUUCUUCAUUGGCUCUUUUGUCAUGGGAUACUUGGCUGACAGGUUUGGCAGGAAGCCAUGUUUUAUUGUGUCAAUGUUUGGCCUUGGGGUAUCAGGAAUAGGUGUCAUGCUUUCGCCUAAUUACCCCCUACUGUUGUUCUUCCGGUGUUUGCAAGGAUUUUGUGGAAAGGGAGCAUGGACAGCCACCUACGUUCUAGUGAUAGAGUUCUUUGGAUCGAACAACCGGAAAUUUGUGUCUGUGGUAUUCCGUACCUUCUAUUCCGCUGGCAUGGUUAUUUUACCUUGCCUGGCCUAUAUCAUGCCUUCAUGGAAAAUGCUGCAGCUGGCCAUGACCCUACCCUCCUUCCUUUUCAUCUCGUACUACUGGUUAAUUCCGGAAUCUCCUCGCUGGUUGUUAUCCCAGAGAAAAAACAAGGAGGCCAUGGCUGUUGCUGAACGCAUUGCCAAGUGCAACAAGAGAACUCUCCCGCUUAAUCUCAAAGAGUUGGACGUUGUACAGGAGAAACAGGAGGUCAGUCGUCCGUCAAUAAUAGACUUAUUCAGGACAAGAAGGAUGAGGAAAAACACCCUGAUCCUCAUCUAUGCCUGGUUCACAAGCACUGUUGUUUUCCAAGGCCUGGUCUUGCGUCUUGGGAUUACAGGAGACAACAUCUUCCUAGACUUUUUCAUCUCUGCCGUAGUGGAGCUACCCACUGGUCUGAUAUUCUACCUGUUGGUAGACCGGAUGGGACGGCGCCCCCUAAUGGCUGUCUCCAACUUCAUCGGAGGUGUCUCUUGUCUUAUAGUCCCCUUCGUGCCCAUGGACCUCCUGUGGUUGAAGAAAACCAUAGCCAUAAUCGGGAGGCUGUCUGUAGCUAUUGGGUUUGAGACAGUUAACUUUGCCAACACAGAGCUCUACCCUACACCCCUCAGGAACCUGGGAGUGUCUGUGUGUUCCUCAGCCAGUGACAUUGGGGCGAUUGCUGCCCCAUUCCUGCUCUACAGCCUGGCCAGCAUAUGGCAAGAGUUGCCUUUGUUUCUCUAUGGUGCCAUGUCUGUGCUGUACAGUGGACUGGUGAUGCUGCUGCCAGAGAUGAGAGGAGUGGAUCUGCCUGAGACCGUGGAGGAGGUGGAGAUGUUGAAAUGGGGUAAGUAUAAGGAAAAGCAGACCAACAGAAAUGAGUCAGUUGUUGGCCCUCUGACUUCAACUCGCUAGCUGUGAAGAUGCUCUUCUGGAAUCCACUGGCAACUCUUAAACUCUGUCAAUGUUAUAAGCUACUGAGGAUACUGUGGAAGAAAUUGGAAUUUCCUGUGUGCUUACAUUAUUCACUAAUCAAUAGAACUAGUCAUUGGAUACUAGUUAGUAUGUUCUCAUGUGAGCUUGCUAUUAAUAAUAGUAGAUUGUGUCAGGUUAAUAGAUGUUCGGAGUCAGGAGAAAGUACUGGGUAAACGUCCCUUGUCAUGACUACAAGGAGAGCGCCAAAUAUGAUCUCUCUAGUCUGAGAGUCGUCAUGGGUUGUGAGCUGUGAAUCUCUUUCUCUGAGACUGUUGUAACGGCAUCACUGCCUGACUGUCACUAUGUUUACAUUCUUGUGCCUUAUAAAAGAUGGUCCUCAGGCCUUCUCAAAGGUCUGGUUUUCUCUCCCAAUCUGCAGAUUGAUCAUACUUAUUAAAAUCCAGAACUCAACUGAACUUAGUAACUCAAGAGAAGAGACAGACAAAACACUUUCUUCAUCAAUACACAGAGCUGUUGAAUAUAUUAAGGUUGAAUUUAGAUUUCAUGAGACCAGCCUUAACUCCUUUAUUCUAGCAAGAGAACCUCAAAUUAGCUCAAAGCUAACGGUGGCUAACUGUCACUUCUCAUAACAUACAAAAUAUGCAAAAGACUAAAACUAAGUCAUCAUACAAAUCAUUAUAAAAGUACACUAACACUAUUUCAGCUAUUGAAAUAAUCUUGCCAUAAAUCGUAACGGAAUCAGUUAGUCGAAGCUGGCCCCAUGCUCAUGUCCAUGAGCAAUUUACGUCCAAGAAACACUCAAAGCUCAUAGUCAAUCAGUUGAUGUGUCUCAUCCUUCCUAUAUUGAUCCAAGCAGACAAAGUCCCUGCCACCUGACAGCAAAUGGUCCAACCAAGGUUACCAACUAGGGUAACCUAGUUACCAACUAGAGGGGUUGGAGGGGAUAUUAUAUUAUUGUAUAUUAUUAUUAUUGUAUUAUUGUAUAUUUUAUUAAAUUCUAAUUACACUUAGUGCUGCUAGUUUAUGUACCCUUAGUAUAGAUAGUCCACAUAUUUAAAUUUUAGGUCCCUAUAUGUUUAUUUUAUGCACCUUCCUGCCAAAGCAAAUUCCUUGUCUGUGCAAACUUUCAUGGCGAAUAAAUCCCAUUCUGAUUCUGAUUCUGAUAAUAGACCAGUAGAUGAGAGUGGUUGGGUGAAUUGAGUUAAUGCUAGAAUAGUCCCAGGCUGCUGCUAUGUGUUAUUCAGUGGGUCUGGAGAGUACAGGUGCAGGAGGAAUCUUGGUUUUUCACGUCUCAGACCAAGUAUAGAAACCUGCAUCUGAACGAAUGAUACCUCGUCUGACUUUAUGAAACUUGAUUGUUGAAAUCAUAAAAAACAAUUUGGGGCAAUAUUUCGAAAGUUUAAAAAAGUUCAGAGACACUCCUGCCAAGAUGUAUUUCCCCCUGUUUUAAUAUGUACAUGGAGUACUUGCUGAGCUAUAAUGUUUAUCUGAUUUCUUUUUAUAUGACCUAUUCUGCAAACACUGUCUAGGGGCCCUUGUCAGCUUGUCCAAUAGGAGGGUAGAAUAGAGAGCCUGUUUUCCAUCAAAGGAACAUGUAUUGCAGCCAUGGCCCUACUUCUGCCCCAGUAAUGAUGCAGAUAUUGAACCAGGACGUUAGGAGGAAUAAAACAAUAAUUGGAUACAUUUGCAUUUUCAACAUCCCAAUAGCCAUUUUCCACAUCCAGAGGACAAUAGCCUUUGUUUUCGCUUAAAGAAAAUAAUCAUAACAUAAUUGUUGGUUGGUGUAUGUCGAGGUCUUUGUUCCAUCGUGAAUAACCCACACAAGCAUCACUGCCAGUGACAAAAGAUGGCCUAAAUAAAUGGCCUUGAUUGAAUAGGAAGACGUGUAACAUGCAUUCUAGUGAAAAUCCCUGAUAUGAAUGAGAAGCAGUGUUUUCUCAAGCAUGACUCGCCCUGAUUCUGCAGCAGAAGGAAGGACUGCACAGAGCAGUGGGCUAGACCGCAGUAAGUUCUUCAACCCAAAGUAUGCAGAAGUUUAAGUUGGCAAAAUGUACCAAAAUAAUCACUAUAACUUUAUUCUUUCCUGUUUUGUCCAAAAUGCUGUGUUCUCCAACCUGUAUCUGUAUUAUAUAU